AUGUUCGCCGUUCUGCCCCCGCACCCCUCGCGAGUCCUGCCACCAGCCCAGCACGACGUGACUGCGCCGCGGUUUUGUCCCUCCGCCCGCCGAGGUCCUCGUCUCUGCGGCACACACAGCUCCGAGUCGGCCCUCCUCUCUUCUCUCAGCAUGGCGUACAACUUCGGGCUUCCGCGCGACUUCAGCCAGCCCGCGGGCCUGGGUCUGCCGUCCCCUCCGCGCCCGCGCCCGCCGCCCGCAGACGAAGACCCGCCCCGGGCGUUCUCUCGGGCGCCCAGCGGCCCCCCCGGGCCUCGGACGCCCCACCAGAUCGGCGGCUUUCUGGACUCGAACUCGCCGCCGAUGCCGUCCCCCGCGAACGGCCUGUUUCCCACGCCCUUUGUGUUCCCGAAGCCUGUGUGCAACGCGCCGGCGACGCUACGCAUUCCGCCGCCUGGCGGCGACGGCGGCCGCGAAAGCCGAUGCGCCUCAGGCGAUCUUCCAGCCCCGCCCAACUGUCUCCGACCGCCCCUGGGUGGCCUCGCCCCGCCCAGCCUCCCCCCGCUCUCCGCGGGUCCUCCCGGAGGGCCGAGCAGCGCGCCUCCUUCGCUGCCCGCGGUGCCCUUCCCGGGCGUCCUGCCCCCGCCGGGCUUCCCCCCGCUCCCGUUCCCGGUGCCGCCGAACUUGGUCGCCGCCGCUGCGGCUGUGGCCUUCAUAACUGCGGCAGGGGGCGACUCGCAGAAUGCCGCUGGAGGCGGGGUCGCAGGUCCGCUCGGCGUGCCGUUUCCGCCUUCGCUUCCAGCAGGCGGCCUGCCCGCUGCGGCGCUCGCGGGCCUCGUGGGCGGCGGCGCGGCGUUGAGCCAGGGCGGCGGCGCGGCGUUGAGCCAGGGCGGCGGCGCUGCGUUGAGCCAGGGCGGCGCCCAGAGCGCCGCGCCCGAGCCGCCGCAGGCACAGACCCUCUCGCAGAUGCUGCAGGCGAGCGGCGAGAAGGAAAAGCUCAAGAAACUGGUCAAAGAGGAGCUGCGGAAAGAAGGAUACAACUUUGUGCUUCUGAACCUGGCGACGGAGAAGAUCAAACAGAAGGGCGACCCCGAUGGCUUGGAAGAGGCGACGAUGCUGCAGCUGAUGCGCGACGAAGGCCGCAAACGCAUUCCCGUCUCUGUGAAAAGACUUCUCGUUACGCUUAUCGAGGGAUUUGCCGGGAAAGACAAGAAGAGGGAGAAGGAGGAAGAGCGGCAGAAAGAGGCGGCCGCCGAGGCAGCGGAGAGAGAGGCUGCGGAGACGAACGGCGACGCGGAGAAGGAUACUUCUCUUGUUAAGAAGGACAGUCCGUCUCGAGGCUCGUCCGGCUCGCGUAUGCGCUCCGAGUCGCCCUCGUCGCAGAAGCGCCGCAGCGGAAACAGAGAAGAAAAGCGCGACAGCAUGUCGUGUAGCCGCAGCCGAGACCGCAGGAGUCGGAGUGUCAGCUCGAGCCGCAGCAGCGGCAGCCGCAGCCGAGAACGCGAUCGGAUGCGAUCUAUUUCGCACUCCCAUUCGCCUGUAGGCACUCUCGGCCGAGCGCUGCCUUCUGCGUCCGCCGCGGACCGACACAGCGCCAACCGCAGUUCUCGCAGCCGCAGCCGCAGCGACAGCCGCCGCACGAGCGCCAGCCGAAGCGAGGAGAGCCGCCGCAGUCGGAGUCGCAGUCGAGGCCGCAGUGGAAGCAGCGCAAGCAGAAGCGGCAGCAUGGAAAGCAGGAGUCGCAGCCGGAGCGAGAGCAAGAGAAGCGCCAGCAGCGGAAGCCGCAGCCGAAGCAACUGCGCGAUCAGAAGUCGCAGCAGAAGCGUGAGCAAGAGCGGCAGCCGCAGCAGGAGCUCGAGCAAGAGCGGCAGCCGCAGCAGGAGCCGAAGCAGCGCGGCGAGCAGGAGUGGGAGCCGCAGCAGGAGCGCGAGCAAGAGCGGCAGCCGCAGCAGGAGCCGAAUCAGCGCGGCGAGCAGGAGUGGGAGCCGCAGCAGGAACUCGAGCAAGAGCGGCAGCCGCAGCAGGAGCCGAAGCAGCGCGGCGAGCAGGAGUGGGAACCGCAGCAGGAGCGCGAGCAAGAGCGGCAGCCGUAGCAGGAGUCGAAGCAGCGCCGCGAGCAGGAGUGGGAGCGAGAGCAGAAGUCGAGGGAGGCGAAGCGAGUCGAAGAGAUCGAGCCGAGCUAGAAGAGAGUCUGGAAGCGCAAGGUGCGCCAGCAGCAGAAGCAGGAGUCGAAGCACGUCGGGAAGCGGGAGCCAAGGGCGAGACAGCGACAGCAAGAGCGUGAGUGUUUCUAGCCGGAGCGACCGCAGCAGCCACGCGACCCGCCUAGAGAGCAAGCGCGGCCGCAGCAGCGCAAGGAGCGACAGCAAUCGCAGCAGAAGCGGCAGCGGCAGCUCUCGCAGCAGGAGCCGACGCGAGGCUAGUGAAAGCAGAGGCCGAAGCGAACAAGGGAGCCAAAGUCGACGGCGAAGCGAGAGCAAGGAAUCCGAUAAAAGCGGCUCAGCGAGUCGUUCAGCCAGUCGAUCGGCGAGUCGUUCAGCCAGUCGAUCGGCGAGUCGUUCAGCCAGUCGAUCGGCGAGUCGUUCAGCCAGUCGAUCGGCGAGUCGGUCAGCCAGUCGAUCGGCGAGUCGGUCAGCCAGUCGAUCGGCGAGUCGGUCAGCCAGUCGAUCGGCGAGUCGGUCAGCCAGUCGAUCGGCGAGUCGUUCAGCCAGUCGCUCGCGUAGCUCAAGCCGCAGCCGCAGCAAGAGCAGCGGAGGAAGCGACAGGAGCCGAAGCUGCAGCUCGAGCCGAUCGCAGUCGUCCUCACGCGAUUCAUCGAGGGAAGCAGACGAGCGAAGGCGAAAGGAGGAGGAGGAGGCGGCAGCUGCGAAGGCGAAGGCCGAGGAGGAAGAAAGAAAGAGAAGAGAGGAAGAAGAACGACGCAAAAGAGAGGAAGAAGAACGACGCAAAAGGGAGGAGGAAGAACGACGCAAAAAGGAGGAGGAAGAACGACGCAGAAGGGAGGAGGAAGAAAGGCGCAGAAAGGAGGAAGAAGAACGACGCACAAGGGAGGAGGAGGAGCGACGCAGAAAGGAGGAAGAAGAGCGACGGAAGAAGGAAGAAGAGGAGAAACGCAGGAGAAAAGAAGAAGAGAAGAAGCGUGCUGAGGCCGAAGCUGCUGCGCUAACUGAGGCUGUCAAGAAGGAGGCAGAGAAGAAGAGAAAGAGGAAGGAAAGGGAUGACGACAAGGAAAAGGAGAAGAAGAAACACAAGAAGGCGACUGACGCAGACGACGCGGAGGACAAGCACAAGAUGAGGACCUCCGUUGCCGAGGACGAACCCGCGGAGAAGAAGGAAAAGAGAAAAGAUGGUUCUUCUGGAAGCAGCAAGAAGAAGGAGGAUAAGGCUGAGAAAAAGUCGAGCGACAAGAAGAAGGGGUCCGCAAAGGAGGCGUCGACGGAGGCGAGCAAAGGACAUGACAAGAAGAAAGAAGACAAGGCCUCGAAUGAGAAGAGUGAGAAAGAGAAGAAGAGCAGCAAGAGUGGUGGCAACAAGAAGAAAGGCAGCGACGGGGAGAAGAAGGAAUCCACGAAACACGCAGAUGACAAGAAGAGCAGCAAGAAGAAGCACAAGUGA
This is a messenger RNA of Besnoitia besnoiti, 3594 nucleotides long. RefSeq lists its product as uncharacterized. The record is from RefSeq and is a predicted model, not a curated record. Bases 1 to 3594 code for a protein of 1197 amino acids. The transcript has a single exon. NCBI's taxonomy places the organism in Eukaryota, Apicomplexa, Conoidasida, Eucoccidiorida, Sarcocystidae.